Molecule: messenger RNA, 7931 nt
Organism: Caenorhabditis auriculariae
Lineage: Eukaryota; Metazoa; Nematoda; Chromadorea; Rhabditida; Rhabditidae
Source: the annotation of a GenBank genome assembly
AUGAAGAUGAGGUAUGGUUUGUACAUGAAUGUGAAGCUCAUUUUUUGAUAGUAGCUAUUUUUGACGAUGAGAAAAUUUAUAAAAAUCAAGUAAAAUGGUAUUUAGCCUUGUAUGGAAAAAAACAUGAGAAGAACAUUAAUUUGGAUUUUUACUAUGGCUAUGAAAAUUUCGAAAAAAAAAGUCUUUAUCAUCAUUUUCACCUGAUUGUGAGGAAAUUGAAAGAAAUAAUGAGGCAAAGAAAAAAAAAUAUUAUUAUAAAAAAAACCAACCGCUUGGCAGAGCCGAAGUAGAAUAAGUAAAAAGAAAGUACAACUGCUCGGUAGAGACAGGUUGAGACAGAGUGAACAUCUGGGCACCUUGGGACUUGGCCCAACCGUUGACUCCGCCCAUUGUUCGACGUUUCAUCUCACUUUUUGCACCUUUUGUUUGUCCCAAGGCUCUCACCUCGACGGCAAAACCUGAAGAUUCCUCUGAAGCGAUGAUUGCUGGAGGCAAGCGGCAGGAGAAUUCGCACUUUUGUAAUUGAUCCCUUUGUACUUCCGAUUGAUAGAGAGUACAAGGGAAUGAGAAAAACACAAAAAUCGCUGCUUUUGUAGAUUUUGAUUGACAGGAAACAAACGUGGGCAAUUACCGAACUCAAUUUGCUGAGGAACGUGGGCUAACAAAAAUGAAUACCAAGGUUCAACCGGUGGUAUGAAAAAAACGCCAGCGAAAAUUCAAACGGCGGCUUUUCCGAUUUUUUCGUUUCGCUAGGGAACUUUCCAACGGCCACCUUUCCGACGAAAUUAUUUCCGACUUUUUUUUCUCGAUAAAAUAUUCGUUUUAAAUCUUCCUAUAUGAAGUAGGUAGUUGGUUAAUGAUUAAAACACAAAAAAUGUUUAUUGAUGUUUUAAAAAAACUGAAAACUAUAAGGGAAAAAAAGUCGGAAAAAAAGUUUCGUCGGAAAGUUCCCUAGCGAUACGAAAAAAUCGGAAAAGUCGCCGUUUGAAUUUUCGUUGGUGUUUUUUUCAUACCACCGAAGAUCUGAGCCCCGGAGAAAAAAAAACAAUUAAAUUACAGUUGCGAGGUUGAAAAGAGUUACACGUCUUGAGUAGCUUGAAAUAAUAAAUUUGAAACUGUUUUUAGCUGAAUCUUCGAAAAUUUUUUGAAGAAUCAUCAAAAAUGUUGUGGAAUCUCUUCAGAAUUUCCUGUAAACUUUCGAUUUGCUUGAAAAAAUGAGCCGAUUAGGUAAAACCCUGGAUGUUUUCCAGAGAAAAAGCUCAAUUCUCAAGGAGUUAGCGAGAAAAUUCGUUUUUUCUAUUGCAUUUGCAAAAUUAAUGGCGGGUUGAUCGAAAAAAGUUGAAAUUGUUCAAAAAGGCAACAAAAUUGCUCCAAGUCUGAUACGGUUUCAGAGAAAAUUUAGGAUUUUGAUGAAUCCUUUUAUGCGUUUUGAAACAUUUUCUGUUUUUUGACUUUUUUUUUCUAUUCGUAAUUCCUCUUCAAAAUGGACUUUUUUGCACCUUCUCUGUAAUUUUGAAAGGACUUUUUUUAUGUCUUGAUGGCAAUUGAUUCAGAAAGAAAUAAAUACGUUUUGCAGCCGUCGAAGGGUUCCAGAUGAACUACGAGGUUGUCGCCUACGAAGAGGCCUACCUGGAACAGUUCAUCCAACACCCGAACCCGAUGAUCUCCCUCCAUCAGAUCCUCACCGAGCCGUCCACCAUCUACCACACGCCGUUGUUCGACCCGACCGACUUCUGGGGCGUCAACCUCGUGAGAGGGCUCAGCGAGGAGGCGAUCGCCCGUCGCCUCCAGAUCCUCUUCAACCAGCCGGGCCCCAGCUCCCGCAGCGAUUCCAUCGACGACGUCAUCCCUCUCGUCACGGACUACUCUAUUGGCAUCAUGACCGACGAGAUGCGCAGAAUUUGGGUCGAGUUCGGAUGCGAAAAGACGGCCGUCGUUGAAGAGGUGUGUCUCGGGAUGAAUGGCUUGAAAAUUGUACUAGAAUAAUUCAUUCAAAUGGUAGCUUCACCCCCACCUUUUUGAGCCAAUAAGAAGAGGAUGAUUGGCUUCAAAAUUUUCCUAAAAUGGUUAGAUAAUUCAUUUUAAUGAUGACUUCUUCACCCACGCUUUCUUGAACCAAUUGGAAAUUUUUGAAUCAAAUCGUGCCUUGAAAUAAUUCAAAACAAGUUUAAAUCGAAUUUAGUUGGGAGUAGGUGGCAAAAGUGGAAGUGGUCUCUUUUGGAGUCGUUAUAGUCUGUUCAGAUUUUGAAUGUCAACCAGCUAACUCCGCCCCUGGUGAGACGUUUUUGCCUUUUUGCGUCGAUGUUUUAUCGCGCGGGACUCAUUUUGAUCUUUUUUGAUCUAAAGAUAGAAAAAGAAGUCAAAAAUGCAGUCUUAUUAAAGGGCCAUCGUCAUCUGUAGAUAAAACAUUGACGCGAAAGAUAUUGUAGCCUUGGGGGUGGAGUCAGCUGCUUGACAUUCAAAAUCUGAAUAGACUAUAAAGUGGUCUCUUUUGGGGUUGUUGGAGUCACCUUUUUAAUGUUUUAUUGGCUAGAAAAGGGUAGAAAAAGCUUCGUGAUGUUACUUUUAGUUAUUUUUUUAUUAAGUAGGGGCGUAUACAGCAGUUCUUUUAUGGAAAUCGUCUUUAUUUAUUUGAUCAAAAGUAUCAAAGAACUUCCUUCGAUAGUUCUUCUUGAAAUUCAAUAUCUGAAUCGUUCAGCGCACUUUGUUCAGAGAGAGAUUUUUACAGGUACGCGCGAUUUUCGAAGGCUUCAGCAUCAGCAUCGUGUUCGUCUUGGUCUACGAUGACGAGGAAAGAGCCCGUUGCGCUUGUCUUUAUUUCAGUGAUGCGCCUGGGGGCGAGGAAAUCUUCAAACGGCUCCAGGAAGUGUUCGUUAAAGGCUUUUUUGAAUCUGAAGGAAAGACGGUAGUGAGAAUUGAGUAUAUGUGAUUUUUUAGAAGGUUUUCUCUAAUCUAUAAAUUAUACGAAUAGUUUUACGAAUAGUUGAAUUGAAAUAAAGGUCAUUUGCAAUGCAAAUUUUGCAUAGGAAUUCAUGGAUUAUGGUAGAAAAAAAGGAGUAAAUUCGCGAUUGUGUAACUUUUUGAACGAUUAUAUGAUCAAUACAUUAAUUUUUACUUGUUUCUAUUUCAUAGGGAAAAAUUUUUUUGAUUCUAUUAAAGUUUGCUAUGUUUCAUUUGGUGUAGAAAAAUGUUGAAUUGAAUGCAAAAAAAGCGAUUUUUUUCAGUGAUCCCCGGCCACCGAAAACAAUCGUAACUGAUUGCUCAGCGACUUGGGAGAAAAUCAUUGAGAAAACGUAUGGAGUGGAUUUGGCAAUGGAUAUCGAUUUGCAGGUGAAGAAAAAAGCAUUAAUUUUUAAAGGUCUUUAGAACAGGGACAAAAAAUCCUUUUUUAGGCUCCUAAAAAGAAAAAAUAUUUUUUAAAGUCCUUUCUCUCACCUUUUCGUAAAAAAAAGACGUUUCAUCGGCUUUUUAUUCUUAUUUUUCUGGAACCUAUUUUGACCUUCUCAACACCUUUUAUUUAUUUCAAAAGAACCUUUCCUAUUGAAAAUCAUGAAAAAGCGCUGUUAAGGUCUUUUUAAAGGUGUUUUAUUCAAUGAAAAGCCAUUUUGAAUCCGUUUGGACUUUUUCUGUAACAUUAUGUAUAUACUUUAUUUCAGAUCAGCGAAUUUCACAUGAUGAGCCUGUGGGCCUAUCAAACAGAACGCCGAGUUCAAAACCGACACGAUCAAUAUGCGAUCGUUUGUGCUCUCCGAAGAUGGAUAAGGUAUGAUUUUAGACGAAAAAGAGUAGAAAAAAAGUUUCUUGAAGAAAUUUUCGAACUUUAGAGAAAAUGAGGGUCAAGAUAAACAGAACUUUUCGAAAAACUGCUUCACGGAUAAUUUUGCCGAAGUUUUUGAUUUUUUGAAGAUUUUUGCGGAGUUUUUUGUUUGAAAAUCAUACGUCGGCUGGAUACCCGGGGUGUGCCCUACCCAUCAAAAAGUGCGGCGUGCCCCCCUCAAACGGCGGCCUACUUCAGUACAUUUUCAAAUUUUUUUUUUCGCGCGCUUGAGAUCCAGCCGAUGUAUGGUGAAAAUACUUGAAAAAUGCAUGAAAAAUGCUUUUUUUGGUAUGGAAGAUUCUUGGAGUAAGUUUCUAACGUUAGCGAAAAUGAGGGUAUUCAGAACUUUUCGAAAAAUUGCUUAAAAUUGCGCCUGAAGUGAUCUUCGCGAGUAAAUUUUUGGAAAUUUGCGAUUUUUUGGAUUUUCGCGCAGUUUUUUGUUUAAAAAUGCAUGAAAAAAUGCUUAUUUUGGUAUCAGACACUAAAGAGUUUUAUUUUCCAUCAUGAUAUGUUUUUUUUUUUUCAAAUAUUGGUUUACUCUUUUUUGGGCUUCUCUGGUACUGUUCAGCUAAUUUAGAUACAUCAAAUUAUGAAAAUCAUUUCUAUAGAUCCCAAGGAAUGCCAGCGAAAUUUGAAAAGAGAAGCCUUAACUUUUUUUUUUGUUCUUUGAAACGGAACUCCAUUCGAUCCCAGUUUAUUUCAAAAAUUUUCCCUUUUUCCAGAAUACCCGAUCCGAUGCUUUUCGACAUGUUCGCUGUGCAACUGUUCGAAGCUCUGAAGGAAAUGAAUCUCGAAUCGUUGUUCGCCCUUUUUGAUAAGCAAUUGAGCAACGAGGCUUUCGCGAGGAGGUAAAUACUUAGGAUCUCCAGAGUCGUCCCUAUAGGGGCCACUUUAGGAGCCCUUGGGGAGCCUCCUAUAGGGACCCCUUUAAAAACCCUCAUUGGUGCCACUAACGCUUGAAAAUUGGUCCCAGGAGGGGUUGGUAAAAAAAAAGGACAUGCGGUAAUUUUUAUGAACACUAAGCAAAGAAGCAUUUCCAUGAGAAAAACUGAUAAAAAAGCGUUUUUUGAAUGAAAUUGAAAGACCCCUAUAGGGUCCCCGAAUGACCCUAAAUCCCUAGAAGGGCCACCUCAAUUCGACCACUAUUGGGACCACUUUUCGACCCCUACAUGGGUUGUUUAUCCCUCUAAACCCUAUAGGGACCACUCUGGAAUUUCUUUGCGGAAAAAUGAUGGCCAAGUUUUGAGGCAACGUUAUGAAAUUUUCAGGAUUUUACCGUAGAAAUUUUCUUGAAUUCAAUGAAAAAUGUUUCGAGUUCUUAUUACAAACCGCGAUUUUUCGAAAUUUUACCCGGAAGACGAUUUUUUGUGUCUUGAAUUUGCCCCGAAAUGCUACAUUUGUUGUAUUAACGUGUUUAUAUCCGUUAGAAUGGUUUUGAUUUCGAUGGAAAUGUUUCGAAAAGCAGGAUUUUUAUUAUAGAUUCUUGCUACAGAUUCUACAGAUACAGAUGUUUUUGAAAAUUUUCAAGAAAAAUGUUCAUCAAUCCCCGAAAUUUGCACAAAAAUGCCCUAAUCAUAACGAUUUUCAGCCCUUUUCGUUUGAGCGAUUUUUACAUAUUUUACAGUUGAUAUUAUGGAAAAAAAUAUUUGUUGUUCAAAAAAAUUUCUUGUUAGAUGGAUCCCGGAGAAGCGGAGCGAAAUCACCGAGCACAGCAGUCCCCUCCUCGAAGUUUCCGUGAGGAAUUUCCGGGAACUGUUUCUGGACAACAGUGCGGUCGGACGGUUCGACCAGUACGUCGGGCUGGUUUUCCACAGGAUUCUCGAGUUUAACAGAACCCCGGUGAGUUUUUGGAGGAAGAGGGGAAUGAUGCUCUAUUGAUAAUAUUUAUAAUUUUUGAGCGAUGAAACUCUUGGAUUUCCAAUUGAAAGAAAUCACUAGAGGGGCUGGUUGAGAGAACAAGUGUGGGAAAAAUAUUUAUUUCAAAAAUAAAGAUUGAUUUAUUCGAAAAAUAGAGUGAAGAGUGUUGAGCAUACAUGGGAUGAGCAUGACCUGCGACACCCCCAACUUAAUGACAAGCCCCCUCCAUGCUCAAAGGACAAUUUUUUUAAAUUUAUCAAAUUAAGUACGGACUAAAGUCGUCCAGCGUGCAUCCUGAAAAACUUUUUUUAUGGUUUUGCUAACUCCCCCAUUUUCUCGUUUUUUUCGCCAAGUCUCUCCCAAUUUUUAGGUUUUUAGCUUUGAUGCUUUUUGAGAAAGGAAAAAAAUUGAUCAAAAAUUUGAAAUUUGGAUAUUUUUUUACAGAUCGCCAUUCUGUUUGAUAACUUUAAUGAAUAAAUUAGAUUCACCUGAAUUUGUAAAAUCAAAGAGCAGAAAAAAAGUUCAAGUGGAAUACCAUAGCUACAAGAAAAAAAUGGAUUAAAUUACACAAAAAAAUAAAUAUUAUCAAAAAGUAGUUUUUGUUUGAAAUUUUCAUCAUUUUUUUAAUCUUCCAAAAAGCAGAAAAUUUUUCUAACAAGAAAAAAAAUUAUAUCCAUCGAUACGUGAAUUUUCAUUUCGAAACGUUAUUUUUUUCAAGAAACUGGAACUUUACACGCAGAGGCCGAUCGAUCUGCCGCGAAUCGUACCGUUUCUCUCAAGGUAUUUUCUUCAUAAAAUGCCGAUUUUUAUCAAUUUGAUGGUCAUUUUCCAGUUCUGAACCUCGAGAUUCAUCGCCACUACCCGCAGAACAAGAAGAAGUGGAUCCCGAACAGGCUGAAGAGCCACUUGGGGUUGGUUUUUUUCUAGGAUUUAGCAUGGAAUUGAAGAUUAUGAUAGUUUAUUGCUAUUUUUCCAGGAAAAGAGUCUCAGAGAACUCCCACACGAUCCGGCUUUCGGCUACGAACAUGAGCACUUGGUUUGUUUCAUUUUUGUUGAUUUUUCAAUAAAGUAAAGAUUUUCAUCUAAGCUCUUGAGCAUACAUGGAAAAACUUCUGACACCUUUUUAGAACUCAAAAAGGAGCUUUAGCCUCUUUUUUUUGGCCUUUUUGAGGUCGUUUGGACUUUGUUUGGGCAUAUGAGCAACCAUUUUUCAAAGGCCUUCGACCCCUCUUUCCAAGUGUUCCUUAAAGCUAUUACUACCUCCCUGUGGCUAAAACUUGUAUUUUAGGCCAAAACUACCUCCCUGGAGUUGGAACUCGAUUUUUUUUUUAAAUUUUUCAAGAUUCUUGUAAGCCAGUCUUUCCUUCUGCGCCGAAUCAGUUCUGUACUUGCCCACCUAUGCUAUUGAAGAUUAGAAGGCUACUAAAAUUUCGGAUUUUUAUAGAAUUUCAAAUUUUUCAAUGGAAUAUAGCACAUUUUUCAUUACAACUAUUGCGGAAUGAAAGGUCACUACAGAUUUUUUAUAGAGUUUGAAAUUUUCGAGAUAGAAUUAAUUGAAAAUUUCCCGCCUUUAAGGAAGGCUACUCUUAUGGGAUCAAUUUGAAGUUAUUUUAAGAGGUUUUUCCGAAAAAUUACGAAAAAAAUAUUAAUAACUGUUCUUUUUUUAGUUGAGAAUUAUUUUUUUGUUCACAAAUUCAUUUCGAAAAACACUUGUCAAAGUCUCUAGAAACGCAAGGCAAGGUCUGAAAAAAUUUCUGGGGCUUCAAAAGCACGGAAAGUUGUGUACUAUAUUUUUUAUUCAUUUGCCCAACUCUCUUAGAAACCUCAGGGUCGGUUUUUUUAUGAAAUUCGUUUUUUUCUAUGUUUAAUUGAGGUUUCCGGAUUUUUUUCGCUUUUUGAAUAGUUUUAAAUUUUUUUCAAUGUUUUGGAUCUAUUUGAAAUAAUUAAAUUAGUUCUUUUGGCACACAGUCAUUAGUGUAUUUCCUAGUCGUUGCAGAACCCCGAAGUCGAGAUGGAAGAGGGCAUUCAGCCGCUGAUGGUCGACGGAUCGCUGAAAUUGGCCAAGGAGGAGGCGAUCGACGAGGACGACGAGUUCGUCCUCGUGGAGGUCGACGAACAUCAUGAAACGACGCCUGAAAUGAACGUCGACAUGACGCCAAACGAACAGCUCGGCGCCUUCUUCUGCGCCGAAGCCUUCGAAAUCCCCAUCGAAGACAUGGAAUGCGAUGAGAUCAUCCUUGAAGCGGCCCCCGAGUAG